GUCGCGGCCGUGUGGACUAUUCUCGUCAGCGGGAAGCCCGCCCCGCCGAUGUUGGACACAGGUGCUUUGGAGACCGAUUUUGAUCUAUCGGUCGACGACGUCUUGUCGGCCGGAGCCGAGCCGAAGAAAUCGGAUUUCAUGAAGGACGGGGCCUUGGAUUGGGCUGCGUACAAUAAG
Messenger RNA from Prorocentrum cordatum, 177 nucleotides. The record is from the annotation of a GenBank genome assembly. Lineage: Eukaryota; Dinophyceae; Prorocentrales; Prorocentraceae.